This is a messenger RNA of Equus caballus (horse), 3319 nucleotides long. It is a transcript of the gene TFE3, whose product is annotated as transcription factor binding to IGHM enhancer 3. Gene Ontology annotation, molecular function: protein dimerization activity; RNA polymerase II cis-regulatory region sequence-specific DNA binding; DNA-binding transcription factor activity, RNA polymerase II-specific. Lineage: Eukaryota; Metazoa; Chordata; Mammalia; Perissodactyla; Equidae. Gene Ontology annotation, cellular component: nucleus. Gene Ontology annotation, biological process: regulation of osteoclast differentiation; regulation of transcription by RNA polymerase II; positive regulation of DNA-templated transcription. The record is from RefSeq and is a predicted model, not a curated record.
GGGGAUGACUCACGGCCCAUCCCAUCUCCCCGACGCCGCCCGCCCGCGCAGAGCUCACUCCAUGGCUUAGCGGAGGAGGCGGUGGCGAGCGGGGGGAGGGGGACUCUUAUUUUGUUAGGGGGACCGGGCCGAGGCCCGACUGGCCGGCCUGGCAGGGCUCGCCCGGGGCCGGGCGUCAUGUCUCAUGCGGCCGAGCCAGCUCGGGACGGCGUAGAGGCCAGCGCAGAGGGCCCUCGAGCCGUGUUCGUGCUGUUGGAGGAGCGCAGGCCGGCCGACUCGGCCCAGCUGCUCAGCCUGAACUCUUUGCUUCCGGAGUCCGGGAUUGUUGCUGACAUUGAAUUAGAAAACAUCCUUGAUCCUGACAGCUUCUACGAGCUCAAAAGCCAACCCCUAUCACUUCGCUCAAGCCUCCCAAUAUCACUGCAGGCCACACCAGCCACCCCAGCUACACUCUCUGCAUCAUCUUCUGCAGGGGGCUCCAGGACCCCUGCCAUGUCGUCCUCUUCCUCCUCGCGGGUCUUGCUGCGGCAGCAGCUAAUGCGGGCCCAGGCCCAGGAGCAGGAGAGGCGUGAGCGCCGGGAACAGGCUGCAGCCUCUUCCUUCCCCAGUCCUGCACCUGCCUCUCCUGCCAUCUCUGUGGUCGGCGUCUCUGCUGGGGGCCACGCAUUGGGCCGCCCUCCCCCUGCUCAGGUGCCCAGGGAGGUGCUCAAGGUGCAAACCCAUCUGGAGAACCCAACGCGCUACCACCUGCAGCAGGCGCGCCGGCAGCAAGUGAAGCAGUACCUGUCCACCACCCUUGGGCCCAAGCUGGCUUCCCAGGCCCUCACCCCACCGCCGGGGGCUGCCAGUGCCCAGCCGCUCCCUGCCCCCGAGGCUGCCCACACUGCUGGCCCCACAGGCAGUGCUCCCAACAGCCCCAUGGCACUGCUCACCAUCGGGUCCAGCUCAGAAAAGGAGAUUGAUGAUGUCAUUGAUGAGAUCAUCAGCCUGGAGUCCAGUUACAACGAUGAGAUGCUCAGCUAUCUGCCCGGAGGCACCGCUGGGCUGCAGCUCCCCAGCACGCUGCCUGUGUCAGGGAAUCUGCUUGAUGUGUACAGUAGUCAGGGUGUGGCCACGCCAGCCAUCACCGUCAGCAACUCCUGCCCAGCUGAGCUGCCCAACAUCAAACGGGAGAUCUCUGAGACAGAGGCCAAGGCCCUUUUGAAGGAGCGACAGAAGAAAGACAAUCACAACCUCAUUGAGCGUCGCAGGCGAUUCAACAUUAACGACAGGAUCAAGGAGCUGGGCACCCUCAUCCCCAAGUCCAGUGACCCGGAGAUGCGCUGGAACAAGGGCACCAUCCUCAAAGCCUCUGUGGAUUACAUCCGCAAGUUGCAGAAGGAGCAACAGCGCUCCAAAGACCUGGAGAGCCGGCAGCGAUCCCUGGAGCAAGCCAACCGCAGCCUGCAGCUCCGAAUUCAGGAGCUAGAACUGCAGGCUCAGAUCCAUGGUCUGCCGGUACCUCCCACCCCAGGGCUGCUCUCCCUGGCCACAACUUCAGCCUCUGACAGCCUCAAGCCAGAGCAGCUGGACGUUGAGGAGGAGGGCAGGCCAGGCACAGCAACGUUUCAUGCAGGGGGGGGACCUGCCCAGGGUGCUCCCCAUCAGCAGCCCCCAGCGCCCCCCUCGGAUGCCCUUCUGGACCUGCACUUUCCCAGCGACCACCUGGGGGAUCUGGGGGACCCCUUCCACCUGGGGCUGGAGGACAUUCUGAUGGAGGAGGAGGAAGGGGUGGUGGGAGGACUGUCGGGGGGUGCCCUGUCCCCACUGCGGGCUGCCUCUGAUCCCCUGCUCUCUUCGGUAUCCCCCGCUGUCUCCAAGGCCAGCAGUCGCCGCAGUAGCUUCAGCAUGGAGGAGGAGUCCUGAUCAGGCCUCACCCCUCCCCUGGGACUUCCCCACCCAGGAAAGGAGGACAAGUCAGGAUGAGGCCCCGCCUUUUCCCCUACCCUCCCAUGAGACUGCCCUGCCCAGGUGUUCUGGGGGAAGAGAUGUGAUAAGGCCCCACCCCUGUAACCAGGCAAGGAGGAGGAGUCAGAUGAGGCCCUGCCCCUUUCCCACAGGACCUGCCAGCGCAGGUACUUCAGACAUGGAGAAGGCAGUGACAUCAGGGCCUGUCCCAUAGAGAUCACAGCCUCGCCCCUGCCCCGUGGGACCCACCCUUGCCCAGGUGAAGGAAGGAGACAGGAUGAGGUCGGCCCCUGUCCUCUAGGGACUGUCCUAGCCAGGUCUCUUGGGAUUAGGAGGUGUCAGGAUACUGCUCCAGCCCCUCUCUGGAAACCACCAGUCUAGUCCAUCCUGGCGAGGAAGAGGAGUCAAAAUAAUGGAGGUCCCACCCUCGAGGUUUAAGCCCCGCCUCUUCCCCAUGAGCCCUACCCUGCCCAGGCAGGAACAGAAGUGAGGAUGAGAGCCGGCCCCUUCACCUGGGAACUUAGUCCUGGCCCUCUGGCAGUGGAGGAGCCAGGCCCUGCCCCUUCCCUAUAGGAACAGCCCAGCGCAGGUGUUUUAGGUGUGGAGGAGUCAGUAAGAUCAGGCCACCGAGUGGAGAUACCAGCCCUUGUCCCUUAGCAACAUCCCAUCCCACCUGAGCAUUCCACACUGCAGGGAAGAGUGGUACUUAAGCUCCCCUGCCUUCACCUGGGACCAACGGGACUUAACCUAGGAGGACUCUGAGCCGACCUUGCCCUUGGAGAAGGGGGCAGAUCUUGGGGGCAGAUCUUGAAAUCUUGUGGAUUGACAUUCCAGACCUGGAUCAGGAGUUAGACCCGCGCUUGGGCAGAGUCUUGCCUCCUUGCCUGAAGGGCAGUUUGGGGAGGUGAUGGGGAUUAGGGGGUACUGAGUCCGGGUUCCCAGAACCAGCACCCCAGUACUCUUCUUCAACGUGUAGAGGAACAGGAUGAAGGAAAGGGCCUUUCUGGGGACUUCCUCAGCACAAGAAAAAGUGGAAGCCUGUCCCACCAAGGCAGAGGCUUGGAGGGAGGGUUGCAAAAGCAUAUGUACCCCCUCUUUUGUUUAUCUGAUUUUUUACUGACGCCCUACUCAGAAGCUGUCACCCCCGACCUCCAGCCUCCACCCAGUUCUCCAUUUGGAGGAAUCCUCCCCACUUCAGAGUUAUCAAGAGGCGUUCCCCACCCAUCCCCACCCCUCCUACCACAUAGACUCAAGGUCAUCAGCUUUGGAUUGUUGGGGUCAAGCCCCAAGGAGGGUGUACUGAGAGGUCUGUAGGUUUGUGAUUAAAAUAAUAAAUGCUAGGCGUGUUUGAUGCGCUUUUAACUUUGGCAAA